AUGGAGGUUAAAACAGAGGAAGAUGUUGGUGUUAAAUAUGCUAACAGGUGUGAAGUUUGCAAAGUACUUGCAACCGAAUUGCAGGGUAGACUCGAAGAAACCGGCAAAGUGCAUGAUGUAAUUGAAAUCGGAUAUUCAUUAGACGAUGUUCAACCAAAGAAGAAAACAAAAUAUGAGAAGUCGGAAUUAAGAUUAAUAGAAUCUUUGGAGGGUGUUUGCGAGAGAAUUCUAGAAUAUAAUAUACACAAAGAGAGACAAGACAGUACAAGAUUCGCAAAAGAAAUUACUCAAAUGAAGACACAAUGUGAGAGUCUGUUGGAAGAGAAUGAAGCUGCGAUUGAAGAGUGGUAUUGGAAUCAUCAAGGUACUAUAGAUUUAAAACACCAUCUUUGUACAAAGAAUGCCUUGAGAAAUUCAGAUGACUCCUGUUUGUUUGAAGAUUUAGAUAACUCUAAAGGGGAGAAAAGUGAGCUCUAUAAGUCUGAACUU
Molecule: messenger RNA, 489 nt
Organism: Iphiclides podalirius (scarce swallowtail)
Lineage: Eukaryota; Metazoa; Arthropoda; Insecta; Lepidoptera; Papilionidae
Source: the annotation of a GenBank genome assembly